Molecule: messenger RNA, 1998 nt
Organism: Thyridium curvatum
Lineage: Eukaryota; Fungi; Ascomycota; Sordariomycetes; Thyridiales; Thyridiaceae
Exons: 7
Coding region: 1-1998 (665 amino acids)
Biological process (GO): regulation of DNA-templated transcription
Molecular function (GO): zinc ion binding; DNA-binding transcription factor activity, RNA polymerase II-specific
Source: RefSeq, a predicted model, not a curated record
AUGUCUUCAGAAACGGUUGGAAGAACAUGGAAGAAGCCAACGGCAACCAAUCAGGCUCGGUACGAGCAGCCAACAGAGCGCAAGGAAGGAUCACAAGUCAACUGUUCGGCACUGACUCUCACUUGCCAAUACACCCAAAGGAAACAAAGGGGACCAGGAAAGAGUAAAGCCUACAUUCAGAGUCUUGAAGAUCGUUUGGAACGACUAGAAGCCUCCUUUCAAAAGAGCACUGAGAGCCAAGAAGAUUCAAGUGUCGCUGGUGAGCAGCAAGAGUUGCCAAAUCCAAGUCAAGCGGACAAUGUGUCGCCGACCACCCAAAAUAACAUUGAGCUCAACCCGAUGAUUGGCCUGCAUGGGGUUGCAGGAGGCCAUGUACUGGACUCCGAGCCAGGAGAGACGUCAUCCACGGAUCUAAGCAACUCCAACCCUAUGAGAGCAUUAGUUCAAAAGUUCAAGGACCUGAAUAGGGUCCGUCAGCGGAUAGAGGACCAUCUAGACCGUGAACCAUUCAGGAGGCACAUAUUCUCACCGCGUCCCCCGGAGUCCGAGGCGAGAGCUCUGGCAUUGAUACUGACGGACGGCGAAGACAAUUACUCUCCGCUUCUCACAAUCCUGACAGACCGAAGCAUAAUCGACAACCAGUACACAACGAAUGAUGACACAGACGAUGAUCCUGGCCGAUGGGCUCUAUUCAAUACACUAUUGGCCUCUGGGGUCCUUCUGAGAGCUUCGAAUGAAUCCCUCGAUGUGUUGUCUCCGAUGGCUUGGGGAUUCUUCAAGAAUGCCUACUCGACUGUUCCGGAACUUCUAUUGUCCGGAACUGAUACUAUCGCCUGCGAAGCUUUUGUAUCCAUGGCGAUCUUCCUUCGAGCAGUUGGAGACGCCCGAAGCUAUUUGCAACUGACGGGGGCAGCCGCCCAAGUUCUGCGGAUUAUCACAUUGACAAAGAGACAGGAACAAGCUCCGAACACUAGCCCUCUUGUUGAGAAGCUUCCACGGGCGGUAUGGGUAACUCAAAUUGCUAGUUCCGAUGCGACAAUGAAGUACGGGGUGGCUCCUAUAUAUGGGGACAGCGAGCUAGAAGAAGCAGUUCCCACCACAGGCGACGGCAAGUCGAUACGCUCUCUACAUAUCAUGGCAAACCUUUCCCUUAUCCAGUCACGCAUACACAAGCAACUCUAUCUCUCUGGCGAUCGAAAGGAGGACGAUGCAGAAACAGUGCGGUUACGAUUAGAACACGAUCUGGAUGAGUGGUUGCAGGCUGUGCCUGCCCUGGUUGAUAUCAACAAUUAUCCGGACGAGCAGAACUGUAUACAUGCCGUCUGGAUGCAUUUUGAGUACCACAGUGCGAUGAUCAAGAUUCAUUCCGGCUCAACACUGCCUCGACCGCACCAAGACUCCAAUCCAGUCGGGAAAGGGGCGCAACGAGACUGGCUUAAAUGCACCAGUGCAGCACGAGCCAUCAUCGCCCUUUUGCGUAACUUUCCAAGGGUCCCUUUCAUAACCAUGUGGGGAUUGAUCUGUCACCCACUUUCGGCAACUCUUCUACUGCUAGCGGCUGUGCUCGACGAUCCGUUUUCAACGGAAGCCCUUUCGGACGUGAACUUGAUGAGGCAGUUCGUCGUAUUCCUACGCAACCAGCAGGCCAAAGGAUGUGGCAUCGAGAAGAUAGUCGAUGGUUGUUCGAAGCUACACUAUAUCGCAGCUCAUGCUAUCAAAGGGGAAGCUUCGCCGGCCGAGACCAUAGCUUUAGCCACAAGGUUGGGCCUUUUUGAUGUGGACGGUGUUAUCCCGCCUCUUCGUCUCGAGUUGCUGAAAGUCACCGACUGGAUGCAACUUGCGCAAGGUCUACUGACCAACCUACCCGGAUUGAAGUCCCGAGCGGACGCCUUAUUCUCCAAAGUGCUCAAGAUGGAAGGAAGGGUGCAAGGGGAGUUUGGAAUGUUUGCUCCUGAGGUUUUUGAUCCUCGUAGAUACAACUUCUUUUUCAAGACUUGA